AUGGAUCCGCUGACAGCCAUCGGGCUGGUGGCAAACAUUUUGGCCUUUGUCGAUUUUGGCCUCAAAGGCCUCAGGGAAGCCAAAUCAAUCUACAAAUCCUCAUCAGGUCUUACUGGAGAAGCUGCCAGCCUGCAGAAAUUUGCUGAGCAAACGCGUCAUUUCGCGGACAAUCUCCAGACCCCGGAUCCCAUGGGCCUCGAUGACGACGAGAAGGUCCUCUGCGCAUUAGCGAAAGACUGCUGCAAAAUCUGUCAAGAUAUUCUUACGCUCAUCGAUGGCAUACGAUCCAAAAAGGCGUUCUCCGGAAUACAUGCAAUCAAGUCGGUUUUGAAAGGGGUGAAAUAUCAAAGUGAUUUGAAAUCAUUACAGGCCAAACUCAACUCCUGUCAGAGCCAGAUCGGUCCUCAGCUCACGUACAUAACAAGGCUUAACAGCAAAAGAAUCAUCUCGAAACUCAACAUCAUGACUGGGAAUGCAGAAGACAACUUUGCACGGCUCCAAGAGAUCAAAGGCUCUAUCGAGAGUCUGAAAAUUAGUACCGAUGUCUGCAGCCUGCGAGACUCUAUCAAAGACGACAUCCAGAAGCUUGUCCGCAUACCUGAACGUUCGCUUGAACGCCUUGCUCAGGGGUCCAUUCUCAGAGGUCUCGAAUUCGACACGAUGUACUGCCGCCAUGACGCUAUUUGCGAAGCUCAUGAAAAAACGUUUCGAUGGAUACUGGCCGAUUAUUUUGAUGACAGGUGCAACGUCAAUUGCCCGAAUGGUCGCCAAUAUGAGCUUUUAUCCAACAGCGGGGCUGGAGUGAUGAAGGACAUGAACCUCAAGGUCGACGUUACGUCUGCUCUUGCGGAAGAGAACGCUCUUACGAUUUGGACAGAAGGCGACGGGGGUCACUUCUCAAGUCUUGCCAGGGACAUCUCACAUGGCCCAGACCAACUUCAGUCAUCACAAUGCCUUCCCAUAUGCGAAGAGCGCCGAGGCAUCCGGCAGAAGUUUACGCAGUGGCUGUCUUCAGGCAGUGGAGUGUUUCACUUCUCGGCUAAGCUCGGCGCUGGAAAGUCGACUUUGAUGAAGAUGAUAAUCAACCAUGAUGAGAGCCGAAAGCGACUUGAUACUUGGGCAGUCAGAACUACCGUUUUUGCCUUUUCGUCGACGGCCUAG
Messenger RNA from Colletotrichum scovillei, 1161 nucleotides. RefSeq lists its product as uncharacterized. Bases 1 to 1161 code for a protein of 386 amino acids. NCBI's taxonomy places the organism in Eukaryota, Fungi, Ascomycota, Sordariomycetes, Glomerellales, Glomerellaceae. The record is from RefSeq and is a predicted model, not a curated record. The transcript has 3 exons.